GUCUCUUAUCCCUAGGGUGGACAACUCCCUCCUGGAAUCACUAUGUUCUCUUGCAACACCAGCACUUUUGCACACUCUACCUUCCUCCUCACUGGCUUUCCAGGCCUGGAGGCCUCUCAUCACUGGGUGCCUAUCCCCAUCAACUUGAUCUGUGUUGUUUCCAUCCUGGGGAACAGUAUCAUCUUCUUCCUGAUCUGCACAGACCCAGGCUUACACAAACCCAUGUACAUCUUCCUGUCCACGUUGGCAGCAUCUGAUCUGGACCUCUGUUCCUCUACCUUCCCCACCAUGGUGCGGCUCUUCUGGCUGAGUGCUCGUGAGCUGCCCUUCGACCUCUGUGCAGCACAGAUGUUCUUCAUUCAUGUCUUCACCUAUGUGGAAUCUGGUGUGCUGCUGGUCAUGGACUUUGAUCACAUUGUUGCCAUCCGGAACCCUCUGCACCAUGCCAUGAUCCUUACUCACUCAACCAUGACCAAAGUGGGGGCCGCCAUUCUAGUUAGGACUGUUGUGCUCAACCUCCCAGGGCCCAUCCUCCUGAAGCAUCUGCUGUUUCCCCAGCUCAGAGUACUCUCACACUGCUACUGCCUGCACUGUCAUCUUGUGGGGCUAGCCUGCUCAGACACCCAGAUCAACAGUCUAACCGGCCUGAUCUCCAUCCUCUUCUCACUAAGACUUGACUUCUCCCUUAUCAUGCUCUCAUAUGCACUGAUUCUAUGGACGGUGCUGGGCAUCGCAUCAUCUGGGGAACGGCUAAAAGCACUCAACAUGUGUGUCUCACAUCUCUGCAUUGUCCUUGUCUUUUAUUUGCCCAAACUGGCGCUGUCUGUAUUGCACCGGGUAGAGAAGCACAACUGUCCUGCUCUAGCAGUGCUCAUGGCCAAUCUGCACUUCUUGGUCUCGCCUUUCAUGAACCCCAUUGUCUACUGUAUCAAGUCUAAGCAGAUCCGUCAGGGCCUCCUAAAGCACUUCCAACAGAAAAGUGUUGAUGUCUCUUAGAACCGCAGAAGGACCAGUGGUACCUUGAGGUUUGUAAAGGAGUGAAA
Trichechus manatus latirostris (Florida manatee) is the source of this 1043-nucleotide messenger RNA. RefSeq names its product olfactory receptor 51H1-like. Gene Ontology annotation, molecular function: olfactory receptor activity; G protein-coupled receptor activity. Gene Ontology annotation, cellular component: plasma membrane. Bases 43 to 996 code for a protein of 317 amino acids. NCBI's taxonomy places the organism in Eukaryota, Metazoa, Chordata, Mammalia, Sirenia, Trichechidae. The record is from RefSeq and is a predicted model, not a curated record. Gene Ontology annotation, biological process: G protein-coupled receptor signaling pathway. The transcript has a single exon.